Momordica charantia (bitter melon) is the source of this 1012-nucleotide messenger RNA. RefSeq lists its product as uncharacterized. Gene Ontology annotation, molecular function: sequence-specific DNA binding; DNA-binding transcription factor activity. NCBI's taxonomy places the organism in Eukaryota, Viridiplantae, Streptophyta, Magnoliopsida, Cucurbitales, Cucurbitaceae. Gene Ontology annotation, biological process: regulation of DNA-templated transcription. The record is from RefSeq and is a predicted model, not a curated record.
AUUCCAUGCCAUGCACCUCCAUUUUUCUCCAACCUCGUGGCUUUGAAUUCCUGGUUCCCAAAUGUUUUCCAUCAAACCAAAAACCCACUUGUUUCCUCCAUUCAUUUCUUCUCCAUCUUAUGAUUUUUCAUCAUUAAACAUAACCCAUUUGAUAUAAUCUUCACUCUCUUUUCAUAGAAAAAUUGUGCUUUUUUCCCCUCCUUUUAUCAUGGAUUCUGAUGCCCUUGCCAAACAGAAGGUGGAAUGUCUUCAAAAAGAGCUGGAAAGGCUUCGGAAAGCGAAUGAAGCUCUGAACUUUGCUCUCGGAGUUAUGAGCAUGAAGAACUUGAUAAUUUCCCGAGAAACAAACACAAAUUCUCAAGUGGGUGUUUUUCUAGAAGGGAGUGAUCUGAACUGUAAUUCAAACAAGAGAGCGAGAGCCGAUCUUCAAGCUCGGGCGGGUCUUGGGGCACCGUCCACGACCCAAACAUAUGUUAGAACGGGCUUCAAGGACCAAGCAUUGAUGGCGAAAGAUGGAUAUAGAUGGAGGAAAUACGGACAAAAGAUAACAAAGGAUAACCAAUAUCCUCGUGCUUAUUUCAACUGUUCUUCUCGAGGAUGCCCGGUCAAAAAGAAGGUACAAAGGAGCUUGGAAGAUAAAUCUAUGGUCAUGGUCUCAUACCAAGACCAGCACAACCAUGAAUGUGACUCUCCUUCUCAUGGUUCAACUCGACCAUUCUUGUCUCGGUCUUCUCCAGUUGUUGUCCAUUGUUUGCCGUCGACACCGUGCAACGCUACUGUUCCUUUGGUAUCUCUUGAUCUUGAUCUCACUCUCGCUCUUUGUGGAGGCAACAAAGAAGAUAGAAACAACAACCUAUGAAUUGAAUACAAUAAUUGGGGGAGAAAACCUAAAAAAGCAUCAAAACUAGUUAUAUGAAAAAUGAUCUUUGACUUAAAAGUUCUAGUUUCACAGCAUCCAUUUCUGACCAGCCAAGGUCAAUGAAAGAAUUGAGAUUUUCUUUUUAGAUCUCAA